This is a messenger RNA of Styela clava, 2382 nucleotides long. RefSeq lists its product as uncharacterized. NCBI's taxonomy places the organism in Eukaryota, Metazoa, Chordata, Ascidiacea, Stolidobranchia, Styelidae. The record is from RefSeq and is a predicted model, not a curated record.
AUGUGGGCUGAGCAUCAUUUGCCGCCGGUCCAAAUAAGUCCGUUUGAUGGUAGUGCUAUAAAUUGGCCUAAUUUCAUUGAAUUGUUUUAUGAAAAUGUGCAUUCACGGUUGGACGACGAUGGUCAACGCAUGGUGAGAUUGUCCUCAUAUUUGUCGGGUUCGGCGAAGCGUCGCGUUGAGGGAUUAGGUACCGCCGGCAGUCAUUACAUACUGGUUUUGAAAGAAUUGAAACGCCGCUACGGACAGUCUGUAUUUAUUGCACGGGCCGUGCUUGACCGUGUUGUGAACGGUAAGCAUAUUUCGCCUCUCUCGGCCGAUAGAUUACUUAAUUUUCACUCAGACGUUCGUGACUGCGUGGUGAAUCUAAAAAAGAUGUGUUUUUUGGCUGACAUCAGUAGUGUCGAGAAUGUAAGGAGAGUUUCAAACAGGAUUCCUCAAGAACUGAAUUCGAGUUGGAAUAAAUUUGUUGUGGGUUUUAUUCACGAGAACUCUAAUCCGACAUUAAUAGACUUUGAGCAAUGGUUGUGGGAAAGAACUGAGGGAAUCGCCAAUCCUUUUUCUCCUGAUGUUACUUGCAAUGUCACCAAUAGAGUUGACAAUGAGAGGCCCAAAACCGGUCGUCGCCAGUUAAUUACGUCACCAUUUUCAACGUUAACAAAUUCGGAAUCCGUUAAUGCCUCAUGCAGUGACGCACUACGUUGUCAAUUCUGCAAUGCUGGCCAUUCUUUAAGAAGUUGUGAUGUGUUUUACGGUGCAACCGAUGACGUAAAACGUAAUUUUGUUGUAGAGUACAGACUUUGCUUUAAAUGUCUUGAACCGGGCCAUCGUGCAUUUAUGUGUAGAUGUGAUGUCAAGUGUAGUAUAUGCAGUGGGAAACAUCAUAAAUGUAUUCAUGGAAUUCGCAUGUUUGAAAGCGUCCCAAGACCAACAAACCGACAGGGUGUAAACAAUGCGAUGUCGGUAACCACUAGGGUUCAAUUUCAGUUGCUACCUGUAUUGGUUAGAGGAGCUAAUGGACGCUCCGAAUAUACCGUUGCUUUGCUCGAUUCGGCAAGUCAGGUUUCUCUCAUUCAUCCUAAACUUAAAACUAAAUUGGAUUUGCGUGGAUGUCGUAAAAAGCUUAUGUUACAACCCCUGGCGGGAACUGGGAUUUCAUAUGAUUCAGAAGCGGUUGGAUGUUUUGUACGUGACAAAUUAAAUCCCGAUGGCAAAGAACUAGCUCUAAAAUCAGUUUUCGUAUGUGACAAUAGAAUUCCCCACCCUGAAAGACGUCAAACGGAUUUUGAAACUUUCCAUCAUUUACGCGGAAUACCACUCCCUGAUAUUAAAGAAAACGAAGUUAUGUUGCUCAUAGGUGCGGACCAUCCGUUUGCCCACUUUCAACUAGAAAGACGUGUAGGGGGGGAUAACGAGCCUAUUGCUAUUAGAACGCCACUUGGGUGGACUUUGCUAGGUGCAAACAAACGCGCUGGUGAAGUCGACCUAAUUCAGGCCAACUGUCAUUUAUUACACGACGAUUACAAUAUCUUGCAAGAACAAGUUAAGCAGUUUUGGAGUACGGACGCGAUAGGAAUGGUUUACAACAUGAAGCGAGCCGAAUCAGUGGAAGAUCGCGUGGCUGCGGAUAUGAUUAGAGCUAAAACGUCCAUUGUUGAUGGGCAUUAUCAAGUUGGCUUUUUGUGGCGUCACGAUGCUUCCAUUAUGCCGGAGAACACUCUUAUUGCCCGCACUAGAUUUAAAAAUCUGAAAUAUCGACUUUUGAAAAAUGACUGCCUGAGAGACAUGUACUGCACGUCUAUGAGGAAAAAUAUCGAACGUGGCUGGGUGCGAAAACUGACCGAUAAAGAACGGGAUACUUUGGGUCCUCGAACCUGGUAUCUGCCCCAUCAUGGAGUUCAGAAUCCGAAUAAACCCGGCAAGAUAAGAAUAGUUUUUGACGCCACUGCUACAUAUUGUGGAAUUAGUUUAAAUAAUCAGAUAUAUUCGGGACCUGAUCUUAUUAAUAAUUUAAUUGGUGUUUUACUGCGAUUCAGAGAAAGACCCGUUGCAUUGAACGCUGAUAUUGAAGCCAUGUAUCAUAUGGUGCGUCUACCGCAGUCAGACACCGAUUCAGUUAGAUUUUUCUGGCAAGAAGAUCUAAGAUCAACAUACCCACCUGAUGUAUAUCAGUUUUUAGUAAGGAUUUUUGGUGCGGUCGACUCGCCAUAUGUUGCAAAUUACUGCCUUAAACAAACCGCGCUUGAUAAUACCAGCCAAUUUUCAACGGAAGCAGUAGAAACUGUUCUCAGGGAUUUUUACGUAGAUGAUCUGCUUUCAUCAAAAUGGAAUGAUGACUCCGCUUUUUCCGUCGCACAAGAAGUUUCUAAUAUGUUUAGCAAGUAG